AUGGCCUCCAGGCUGACCCCGCUGACCCUCCUGCUGCUGCUUUUGGUCAUCGAUGGAGCCAGCGACAGCUCCAGGGAGGUCAUGCCAGAGAGAAGCAAAAAGAACGUUGUCCAUGCAGAAAUACCUGGACCUCUAGACAUUCAACCAACCGUGAAUUCUUCUACCUGGUUAACAACCACUGAGGCAACCGUGCAAACAAGACCUCAAACCCAUCCUGAAACUACCAUCCAACCUACCACUGCACCUACUGCCCAACCCACCUCCCAACUCACUGAAAAACCCACCCUUCAAGUCACUACCCAAGCAACUACCCAGAUCCCCACCACGCUGCCCCCUACUGAGCCCUUCUGUCCCCUGCCAGCCACUAACUGCUCAGAUUUAGAGAGGAAAUCAGCAGAGGGUGUGUUGGGGGAGGCUCUGACAGAUUUUUCCCUGAAGCUCUACCAUGCUUUCUCAGAGGUGAAGAAGGCUGAGACCAACAUGGCCUUUUCCCCAUUCAGCAUCGCCAGCCUCCUCACUCACGUUCUACUUGGGGCUGGGGACAGCACCAAGAGAAACCUGGAGAGCAUCCUCUCUUACCCCAAGGACUUUGCCUGUGUCCACCAGGCUCUGACGGCCUUCGCAUCCAAAGGUGUCACCUCAGUGUCUGAGAUCUUCCACAGCCCAGACCUGGCCAUAAGGGAUGCCUUUGUGAACGCCUCUCAGAGCCUGUAUGGCAGCAUUCCCAGAGUUCUGAGCAACAAUAGUGAUUUGAACUUGGAGCUCAUCAAUCACUGGGUGGCCAAGAACACCAACCACAAGAUCAGACAGCUGCUGGACAGUCUGCCCUCCGACACCCGCCUUAUCCUUCUCAAUGCUGUCUACCUGAGUGCCAAAUGGAAGACAACAUUUGAUCAUAAAAGAACCAGGUUGGAGCCCUUUCACUUCAAAUCCUCUGUGAUAAAAGUACCCAUGAUGAGCAGCAAGAAGUACCCUGUGGCUCAUUUCAUUGACCCAACUUUGAAGGCCAAGGUAGGACAACUGCAGCUCUCUCACAACCUGAGCUUGGUGAUCAUUGUGCCUCAGCACACGAAGCACCACCUGGAAGACUUGGAGCAGGCCCUCAGCCCCUCCGUCUUCAAGGCCAUCAUGAGGAAGCUGGAGAUGUCCAGGUUCCGACCUACUCUUCUGAUUAUGCCCCGCCUCAAAGUGAAGAGCAGCCAAGACAUGCUGGGCAUCAUGGAGAAAAUGGAAUUCUUUGACUUUACAUAUGACCUCAACCUGUGUGGGUUGACCGAGGACCCAGAUCUUCAGGUAUCAGCGAUGCAACACCAGACGGUGCUGGAGCUGACGGAGUCGGGGGUGGAAGCGGCCGCGGCCUCCGCCAUCUCUGUGGCCCGCAAUUUGCUGAUCUUCGAUGUGCAGCAGCCCUUCCUCUUCCUUCUCUGGGACCAGCAGCACAAGUUCCCCGUCUUCAUGGGGCGGGUAUAUGACCCCCGAGGCUGA
This is a messenger RNA of Chrysochloris asiatica (Cape golden mole), 1485 nucleotides long. RefSeq names its product serpin peptidase inhibitor, clade G (C1 inhibitor), member 1 (gene SERPING1). Lineage: Eukaryota; Metazoa; Chordata; Mammalia; Afrosoricida; Chrysochloridae. Bases 1 to 1485 code for a protein of 494 amino acids. Gene Ontology annotation, molecular function: serine-type endopeptidase inhibitor activity. Gene Ontology annotation, biological process: negative regulation of endopeptidase activity. The transcript has 8 exons. The record is from RefSeq and is a predicted model, not a curated record.